This is a messenger RNA of Neltuma alba, 1094 nucleotides long. RefSeq names its product sec-independent protein translocase protein TATA, chloroplastic. The record is from RefSeq and is a predicted model, not a curated record. The coding region runs from base 133 to 594 and encodes 153 amino acids. Lineage: Eukaryota; Viridiplantae; Streptophyta; Magnoliopsida; Fabales; Fabaceae. The transcript is spliced from 2 exons. Gene Ontology annotation, cellular component: membrane. Gene Ontology annotation, biological process: protein transport by the Tat complex.
GAUAGGGCCUUGGUCCACGUUAUCUCAUCAUCUCCAGCCGUCGCACAUACCCAAGAGGUCCCAAUUUGCGCCGGAACCUACACCAGAGCACGCCCAACGCCGGAUUUCUCAAAGAUCUCAAAUAAACAGACGAUGGAGAUUUCAUCUUCUCUUACCCUCUCCCUUUCUUCUUCAAUUCCAAGAACCCCCGUACAUCUUCCUCCCUCCUCCUUCCUGGUCACUAACUCUACCUCCACAUUCUUAAAGAAAGCUUGGAUUGGUAUUGGUUACCCUUCGGUACGGGAACGAAUCAGAAGCAGAACCACUCAAUCCAAAAGGGGUCUCACUUGCAACGCCUUGUUCGGAUUGGGUGUACCGGAGCUCGUUGUCAUUGCGGGAGUGGCUGCUCUGGUUUUCGGACCCAGGAAGUUGCCAGAAGUGGGUCGGAGUAUUGGCAAAACCGUUAAGAGCUUCCAACAGGCAGCUAAAGAGUUCGAAUCUGAGAUUAAAAGGGAACCUGAUACCAUAGAAGAGACUUCUGCUGAGAAACCUGCUGCUGUCAGCGAACAGGAGAAGCAAGAUAUCAAAGUCUCUAAUUCAAAGGAGAGCGUAUGAAAUUUGUAAAAGAUACGCCAAGUAGGUAGCUUAGCAAAAUUUCACAAUCGCACAAUCCAUUAAAAGAAAUUAUUCUACCCUGUCACCGAAAUUUUCUUUCGACGCUUAAGUUAUGUUCCUUUGCAAUGGUCUGCUCUGUUCACCGGCAUAUAUGUGAUAACUCCUCGUGAGCUCUGUAGGCCGAUUUCGUGGCAGCUUUUGACGACUGUCCAGAUGAGAAAGUAGGGGAGGAUUAGUGGGGUGGGAGAAAAGUUGAUGCUUUUUACACCUUUCCUCAGUAUUUAAUUAAUAGUUGAAAGUUGCUUACCAGUUACCCGUUCAAAAAUUUCUGGCAAAUACUUGUGGAAAUCAGACUUAACAGAGCACUAGAGUUGGAUAUUGGAAGGCAACGAACAUAGUAUAACAGAUCGCGUUUGACAACAGCCACAGCUUUCUUUUGCUAGCACACAAAAUUGGAAUGUGCUGGUUGAUUGUGUGGAAGGAAUGCCAAGGGUUUCUUC